AUGAAUGAAUUUCUCGAUAAAUAUGGAACCGAUACAACCACAAACUUUCAACUUAAGAGAUGGGCGAAUGAGUUAAAUAUAUCACCGUUUUAUUAUUGUAUGAGAGAUGAAAUAAAUGGCCUGAAAUAUAAGAAAGGUUUUAGUUAUGAAGAUCUUAGAGAUGUUGAAAAAGAUGCUUCUGUUACUGAUACUAUUGAUAAAUCAAGAGAUUAUGAAUGUAAAAAUAUGGAUUUACAGCAAAUAUUAGAGAAUAUAAACCAACUUCUUCUAAUGAUUUUCUCUAUGGAAUGUUUGAUGGUAAAAGUUGAUUCAAUAUUCUUCAUACAAAACUCACGUAUGUCUAAGAAAUUUAACGCUCGCAAAGUUCUUCAGUUUAUCAAUGGUACAAAAAAUGUAGAAACUAAAGAAUUAGAAAUUAACGAUGAAAACAGCAAGCCUCGUCACUUAUAUGAAAUUAAAACAAGUGGAAAAUAUAUAGAUAGGUUUAGAAUGUUAAUCAUACCAGAUAAUGAAGAAGAUGAACUUUCAUUGAGUGAUUUUGAUAUGAUAUUGGAAACGGAAACUCCACCAUCAAUGAAUAUUAUUAGAAAUCCAGAACCACAAAAAGAAACAAACACUUAUGAGUUUUUACGAACAUCAGACUUUGAAUACGUAAAACUAUAUUUUGUUAAUAAUGAUAUAUUUACCUCAAAUGAUAUUCAUAAAAGUCAACAAAGUCAAAAAAUUUUUAUAAGAGAUGAUGCAUAUGUUUAUAUAAUAGUUUCUAUUGAAAAACCAAAAUUUUCAGUUCAUCUGAAUAAGAUUAAUGAUUCAAAAGAACAAAUAUCGUUAGUAUCUGUUCAAGUUAUUAUUGAUGAUGGUAAACAAGAAACAGCUUUAUCAGAAAUUCAUUUAAUUUAA
Molecule: messenger RNA, 900 nt
Organism: Lottia gigantea (owl limpet)
Lineage: Eukaryota; Metazoa; Mollusca; Gastropoda; Lottiidae
Exons: 3
Coding region: 1-900 (299 amino acids)
Source: RefSeq, a predicted model, not a curated record